Elaeis guineensis (African oil palm) is the source of this 2740-nucleotide messenger RNA. The record is from RefSeq and is a predicted model, not a curated record. NCBI's taxonomy places the organism in Eukaryota, Viridiplantae, Streptophyta, Magnoliopsida, Arecales, Arecaceae.
AUGAAUCCACGGUUUCCUAGUCUGCGGCAGUACUACAUAGCCAUCUGGUACAAAAAAGUCUCACAGCCAACCUCCGUCUGGGUAGCCAACAGAGAAACCCCUGUCUCAGACCCCACCAAAUCCGAGCUCAAGCUCUCUGAAGAUGGAAACUUGGUACUCCUCAACGAGUCCAAAGCCCAAAUUUGGUCCACUAGUGCCAGCAUCUCCACCAAUUCCACAGUAGCGGUUCUCCAAGACACUGGAAACCUUGUGCUGGCAGAGGGCUCCAACUCCUCCAGGAUCUUGUGGCAGAGCUUCGACCACCCCACCAAUACGUGGCUUCCCGGAGGCAAGCUCGGCCUGAACAAGGUGACCAAACAGAACCAGCGCCUCAUCUCCUGGAAGAGCUCAGCUGACCCAGCUCCUGGGAUCUUCUCCCUUGAGCUCGACCCCAAUGGAAGCAGCCAGUACUUCAUUCAAUGGAAUAAGUCUGUCUCGUACUGGACCAGUGGGACUUGGAAUGGACGCAUCUUUAGUGGAGUGCCGGAGAUGAACGAGAAUUAUUUAAACUACGACUUCACUUACGUUAACAAUACAGACGAGAGCUACUUCACUUAUUAUUCUGUUAAAUCUGAUUCGGUCAUCUCGAGGUUUAUAAUGGAUCUGUCGGGGCAGAUCAAGCAGUUGACGUGGAUGGAAAAUUCCCAGGAGUGGAUACUGUUCUGGUCCCAGCCAAGAGCGCAGUGCGAAGUGCAUUCUCUGUGCGGGCCGUUCGGGAGCUGCAACGAGAACGGCCUUCCAUUCUGCAGAUGCGUCAAGGGUUUUGCGGCGCGGAACGAGACCGAAUGGGAUUUGGAGGAUCGAACAGGGGGUUGCGUGAGGAACACUCCAUUGCAGUGUAGUAGCAACAGCUCCGUGCAUGUCGAGAAAGAUAAGUUUUAUGAGAUGGAGAGUAUGAGGUGGCCAUUGAAUCCUCAGAAUGUAGAUGUUGGAAGUCUUGAAGAUUGUGAAUCAGCCUGUUUGAACAAUUGCUCUUGUACCGCUUACUCAUUUGGUGGUGGAUGUUCCGUGUGGUACAGGGAUUUGAUCAAUCUACAGGGGCAAUACAAUGGACCGAAGGGAGGAACCCUUUACCUUCGGCUGGCUGCUUCGGAGCUGCCGGAUCCCACAAGCAAGAAGCGAACGGUAUCCGGGGACGUCGCCGGUGUGGUUGCAGGCUUGUUUGUUUGCGUGGUUAUCGUAUGGGUGGGGAUCUGGAGGCGCCGGAAGAGGCGGAUGAUUCGAGCAGCGAAAGCAGUGGGGAGAACUCUGGUGCCAUUCAGAUACAGCGACCUGCAGCAUUUCACCAAGAACUUCUCGGAGAAAUUGGGAGGAGGAGGUUUUGGCUCGGUGUUCAAGGGAUUCUUGCCGGAUUCGACCGCCAUAGCUGUAAAGAAGCUUGAAGGCCUUUGCCUGCACGGAGAGAAGCAGUUCCGGGCCGAGGUAAGCACGAUUGGAACGGUGCAGCAUAUCAACCUGGUUCACCUUCUUGGGUUUUGCUCCGAAGGCACCAGAAGGUUGCUGGUUUAUGAGUUCAUGCCAAAGGGUUCUCUGGAUGCUCAGCUCUUCCACAACAAUUCCAUGGUCUUGGACUGGAAUAAAAGGUACCAAAUUGCUCUUGGAAUUGCUAGAGGAUUAGCUUAUCUCCACGAGAAGUGCAGGGACUGCAUCAUACACUGUGAUAUAAAGCCAGAGAACAUACUACUCGAUGCAGCCUUUGUUCCAAAAGUAGCAGACUUCGGUCUGGCCAAGCUUUUAGGCCGGGAUUUCAGCCGUGUACUGACUACGACGAGAGGAACAAUAGGCUAUCUUGCACCUGAAUGGAUAACUGGCGUAGCCAUCACUGCUAAAGCUGAUGUGUACAGCUACGGGAUGAUGCUUUUCGAAAUUAUAUCUGGCAGGAGAAACUUGGAGCAGACAGAGGAAGGGAAAGCUACAUAUUUUCCUACAUUAGCUGCGAACAGACUCAUGCAAGGGGAUGUCCAAGGCCUGGUGGAUCAUAGACUUGGGGAUGAUGUGAAUAUUGAAGAGCUCGAAACAGCUUGUAAAAUUGCUUGUUGGUGCGUUCAGGAUGAUGAAAGUUCCAGGCCAACGAUGGGACAUGUUGUUCAAAUUUUAGAGGGCUUUCACGAAAUUAACGUGCCUCCUAUUCCAAGAUCACUUCAAAUUCUUGUGGAAGGCCUGGAGAACAUAAAUUUCUCCUCAGACAUGCCGAUUACCACCUCUACCGUUUCUCAAGUUAGAAGCGCAGCACCAAGGAGUUCUAGUGUAUGAAGAUGCCCAAGGCUUUUCAAGCGUCCGCAUAACAUUUUGAGUGAGCCCGCUUUGUAUCUUUCCGGUAGCAUGGCAAAGUGGUAGCUUCAUGCCAAGUCCAUGGCGUGUUGAAUUAUUAUAGCAAUCAUACCAUGCAAAUCCUCUGCUAUGCACCGUAUUGAGCGGUGCACCAUGCGCACCAUCCAUCAUAUGAUGGACAGCCAUGCACGGCCGCAUGCGAUAGGCAUGCAACAGCGCACGGCUGUCCAUCACAUGAUGAAUGGUAUGCUACGCACUGCAUCCGAACUCAUUACUAUACUAAUAAUGGCCAAGUUGUCAUGCACUCCGAUGCAAAGUUCGACACCCUUCAUGUCCUCAUGUAAUUGAGUGAAGAAUAACGUAAAUCCUCGUAUUUUCUAGAUAAUGUAAGUGAGAGUGUUGCACAUUUUAAAUUACGUAGCUUGGCACA